Messenger RNA from Saccostrea echinata, 1560 nucleotides. RefSeq names its product coiled-coil domain-containing protein 42 homolog. The record is from RefSeq and is a predicted model, not a curated record. Lineage: Eukaryota; Metazoa; Mollusca; Bivalvia; Ostreida; Ostreidae. The transcript is spliced from 9 exons. The coding region runs from base 109 to 1047 and encodes 312 amino acids.
UGCUAAUGGCGCCUAUGGUUGUAAACAAAAUUCAAAAUAUAGAAGAGUGAAUCAAAAGAUCUACAGAUUUUCUUUUUAUGAAGUAGACAUAUCAGAAAACCAAUCAAGAUGACAGUUAAUUUAGAAGAAUAUUUCCGAACAACCUUUGAGGAUAAACUCCUCGUUAAAAUGCCUGAAAGGGAGGAUGAUCAUCUUACCCCUGCAACAAGGCUUCUCGAGAAAAGAAGAGAAAUGCAAGAAGUUGAACAGGCUUUGGCUGCUCAAAAAGAGGAAUUCCAAAUGAAAAUGGAAAGUUUGCAGCAGAGAAGAGAAGAACUCGAGAGAAAAGAAUGUCAGUUAAAGGAAUCAUUGUUAAAGUUUGAUCAUUUCUUAAAGGAAAAUGAUUCCAAAAAGGCCAGAGCACUGAAAAAAGCCGAGGAGGAAAGAGAAUCCAAAAAGCAAAAAGACAAAGAGAUUGAAAAAUUGAAACAAGAAAGAGCAGAACUUGUGAAGUCCAAAGAAAAACUUCAAGCAAAAUUAGAGAAAUACAAGAUUUAUCACAAGUACAUGGAAAAGGCUUUGGAGGCAGGAGAGGAAUUUCAUGAAAUGAGAGACAUAAUUGCCAGACACGAUACACUUGUAGCCACUCAUGAGGAUUUGUUGGAAAGAGAAACAAAGAAUCAGGAGAUCAUUGAAAAACAGAGACAGAGCCUAUUAAAAUACAUAGAGGAUAAAGACAACGAAAUUCUUUCUUUCAACAAUGAACUCUCAGGACUUCAAACGAGGUUAGAUACAGCCCAAAGUGAGGCUGUGAAGUGGGAAAAUGAAUGGACUCGUAUUAAGAAUACAUCUGCAGAGAAAACCCUUGAACUUGGAAGAAUCAAAAUGGCUGCCCAUAAUUUGUACCAGUUAGUCAAACGCCAUCAGAAGCAAUCUGCCGAUGACGAGGAAACGUCAGAACAGUUAAACCAGAUAAAAAUGUUCAUGCAGGAUUUAACUACCAUUACCAAUGAAAUCAAGAGAAUGGAAAUGCCAGGAACUUCUAUUGCCCCGCCCUCUUCAAGUUGAUUUCAUUUUUGUUCUAUGCUAAAAUUUGUUCAAAUAUAUAAUUUUUUGGCGAUUUUAUUAUCCUGCAAGUAAAAGCAAAACCAUAAAAAGAAGAUUAGUUUUAUGAAUAACAUUUCAUGUAUAUACAUGUAACAUUCUUUCUUUACCUGAAACUGCCUAUUAAUCUGGAGUUUUGUAAACUUUAAAUUUUUAAUCAGACAUGCUUGUUGCGUUUUGUAAAGUUUUACUUGUUUGAAGUUAAACUGUAAGCAGAAACAGGAACAUUUUUUUAAUUAUUUUAAGAUUUAAACUUGAAAUUUUUUUCGAUGCCUAAAUUUUACCUUAUUGUGAUAAGAAAUAUGUGUGAGUGAUUUUUGUGAAUGAGAGGAUAAAAUGUAUCUAAGGUGCACAUGUUUGCCUUUUUGUGUUUUUGUUACUGUGUAAGUGUAAUUUUUUUUUAUCUUCAUAAUCAAGAAAUAUACAUUUUGUUCACUUACUUUACUUGUUAUGAAACAAUAAAUAUUAGGUUGUAUU